Messenger RNA from Phyllostomus hastatus (greater spear-nosed bat), 4475 nucleotides. RefSeq names its product proline, glutamate and leucine rich protein 1 (gene PELP1). Gene Ontology annotation, biological process: rRNA processing. Gene Ontology annotation, cellular component: nucleus. The record is from RefSeq and is a predicted model, not a curated record. The transcript has 17 exons. NCBI's taxonomy places the organism in Eukaryota, Metazoa, Chordata, Mammalia, Chiroptera, Phyllostomidae. Bases 46 to 3417 code for a protein of 1123 amino acids.
UGUGUUUGCGUCAUCGCGCCACGCCACCACUAGACCCCGGUGAAGAUGGCUGCAGCCGUUCUUAGUGGGCCCUCUGCGGGCUCCGCGGCUGGGGCUUCUGGAGGGACCGGGGGUCUUUCGGCGCUGGGCUCAGGCCCGCGUCUCCGAAUGCUGCUGCUGGAGAGCGUGUCCGGGUUGCUGCAGCCGCGAACGGGGUCCACCGUUCCUCCCGUGCAUCCCCCAGUCCGCUCGGCCCCUCAUUUGCCCGGGCUCAUGCGCUUGUUGAGGCUGCAUGGGACGGUGGGCGGGGCCCAGAACCUUUCAGCUGUUGCGGCUUUGGUGGGUCUCAGUAAUGCACGUCUCGGUUCUAUCAAAACUCGGUUUGAGGGCCUCUGUCUGCUGUCUUUGCUGGUGGGGGAGAGCUCUACAGAGAUGUUCCAGCAGCACUGCGUCUCGUGGCUUCGGAGCAUUCAGCAGGUCUUGCAGUCCCAGGACCCACCCCCGACAAUGGAGUUGGCUGUGGCUGUUCUGAGGGACCUGCUCCGGUACGCAGCCCAACUUCCUACACUCUUCCGGGACAUCUCCAUGAACCACCUCCCUGGCCUUCUCACCUCCCUGCUGGGCCUCAGACCAGAGUGUGAGCUCUCAGCACUGGAGGGAAUGAAGGCGUGUAUGACCUAUUUUCCUCGGGCUUGUGGGUCUCUCAAAGGCAAACUGGCCUCAUUUUUCCUGUCUCGGGUGGAUGCCUUGAGCCCGCAGCUCCAGCAGUUGGCGUGUGAGUGUUAUUCCCGGCUGCCCUCUCUAGGGGCUGGCUUUUCCCAGGGCUUGAAGCACACGGAAAGCUGGGAACAGGAGCUACACAGCCUGCUGGCCUCACUGCACAGUCUGCUGGGUGCUCUCUACGAGGGAGCAGAACCAGCUCCUAUGCAGUAUGAAGGCCCUGGAGUGGAGAUGCUGUUUUCCCCCUCCGAGGACGGUGAUGCCCAUAACCUCCUCCGGCUUCGGCAGAGGUUUUCUGGGCUGGCCUGCUGCCUGGGGCUCCUGCUCAGGUCUGAGUUUGGGGCCCCCGUGUCCAUCCCUGUGCAGGAAAUCCUGGAUGUCGUCUGCCGGACCCUCAGCAUCAGUGCCAAGAAUAUUAGCUUGCUUGGAGAUGGUCCCUUGCGGUUGCUGCUGCUGCCCUCUAUCCACCUUGAAGCCUUGGACCUGCUCUCCGCGCUCAUCCUUGCGUGUGGAGGUCGGCUCUUGCGCUUUGGGUCCCUGAUCAGCCGCCUGCUUCCCCAGGUCCUCAAUGCCUGGAGCAUUGGUAGAGAUACUCUUUCUCUGGGCCAGGAGAAGCCUUACAGCGCCAUGCGGACCAAGGUGUACGCUGUGUUAGAGCUGUGGGUGCAGGUGUGUGGCGCCUCGGCAGGAGUGCUUCAGGGAGGAGCCUCGGGAGAGGCCCUACUUACCCACCUUCUCAGUGACAUUUCCCCGCCAGCUGAUGCCUUGAAGCUGCGCAGUCCCCGGGGGAGCCCUGAUGGAGGCUUGCAGACAGGGAAGCCCAGCGCCCCCAAGAAGCUAAAGCUGGACAUGGGGGAGGCUGUGGCCCCUCCCAGCCACCGGAAAGGGGACAGCAACGCCAACAGCGAUGUGUGUGCAGCUGCACUGAGAGGCCUCAGCAGGACCAUCCUCAUGUGCGGGCCUCUCAUCAAGGAGGAGACUCACAGGAGACUGCAUGAUCUGGUCCUUCCCCUGGUCAUGAGUGUCCAGCAGGGCGAGGUUCUAGGCAGCUCCCCAUAUACCAGCUCCUACUGCCGCCGCGAACUUUACCGCCUGCUGCUGGCUCUGCUGCUGGCACCUUCUCCUCGCUACCCACCUCCUCUUGCCUGUGCCCUGCAAGCCUUCUCCCUUGGCCAGAGAGAAGACAACCUGGAGGUCUCCUCUUUCUGCUCAGAAGCACUGGUGACCUGCGCUGCUCUGACCCACCCUCGGGUUCCUCCUCUGCAGUCCAUGGGCCCCGCCUGCCCCGCACCUGCUCCAGUUCCUCCUCCUGAGGCCCCAUCUCCAUUCAGGGCCCCACCCUUCCAUCCCCCGGGCCCCAUGCCUUCAGCUGGCCCCGUGCCCUCGGUGGGGCCCAUGCCCCCAGUAGGGCCAAUGCCCCCAGCACGCCCUGGACCUCCAGCCACAGCCAACCACUUAGGUCUCUCUGUCCCAGGCCUGGCAUCUGUACCCCCCAGGCUCCUUCCUGGCCCUGAGAACCACCGGGCAGGCUCAAAUGAGGACCCUAUCCUUGCCCCUAGUGGCACUCCUCCACCUACUAUACCCGCCGAUGAAACCUUUGGGGGGAGAGUGCCCAGGCCAGCCUUUGUCCACUAUGACAAGGAGGAAGCGUCUGAUGUAGAGAUCUCCUUGGAAAGCGAUUCUGAUGACAGCGUGGUGAUCGUGCCUGAGGGGCUGCCGCCCCUUCCGCUUCCACCCCCGGCAGGCACCACCCCACCCCCUGUUGCCCCAGCUGGGCCACCAACAGCCUCCCCGCCUCUACCUGCCAAGGAGGAGCCUGAAGAGCUUCCAGCAGCCCCGGGGCCUCUUCCUCCACCCCCACCCCCUCUUCCGGGCCCCGUGACACUCCAGCCACCCCAGUUGGUCCCUGAAGGAACUCCUGGUGGGGGAGCACCCCCAGCCCUGGAAGAAGAUUUGACAGUUAUUAAUAUCAACAGCAGUGAUGAGGAAGAGGAAGAGGAUGAAGAGGAGGAGGAGGAGGAAGAGGAGGAGGAAGAGGAAGAUUUUGAGGAAGAAGAAGAGGAUGAAGAGGAAUAUUUUGAAGAGGAAGAAGAAGAAGAAGAGUUUGAGGAGGAAUUUGAGGAAGAGGAAGGUGAGUUAGAGGAAGAAGAGGAGGAGGAGGAGGAGGAGGAGGAGGAAGAAGAGUUGGAAGAGGUGGAAGAGUUGGAGUUUGCCCCAGCAGGAGGGGAAGUAGAAGAAGGAGGACCUCCGCCCACCAGCCUGCCUCCAGCUCUGCCCCCGACUGAGUCCCCCAAGGUGCAGCCGGAGCCGGAGCCGGAGCCGGAGCCUGGGCUGCUGUUAGAAGUGGAGGAGCCAGGGGCCGUUGGGGAGCCUGGCACCGAGACCGCACCCACACUGGCCCCUGAGGUGCUGCCCUCUCAGGAGGAGAUGGAGAGAGAAGGAGGGAGCCCCCCAGCAGGGCCGCCGCCUCAGGAGCUUGUUGAAGAGGAGCCUUGUGCUCCCCCAACGCUGCUGGAAGAGGGGACUGAGGGUGGGGGUGACGAGGUCCCACCCCCACCAGAGACAGUUGCAGCAGAAGAAAUGGAGCCCGAACCAGAGCCAGAGACCCCUGCUCUCCAGGAAAAGGAGCAGGAUGACACAGCUGCCAUGCUGGCUGACUUCAUUGAUUGUCCUCCUGAUGAUGAGAAGCCACCACCUGUCACAGAGCCUGACUCCUAGUCCUCUCCUACGCCCCCCCCCUCGUUCCCAAUAAAGUUGUGUACUUGGAUAUCGACUGCUGCUUCUGCCUUUGCUGCAACUGUGCCACCAGCCAGAAGCCCCACUGUCUGCGGGCUUUUCAAGGUAUCCAGAAUAUUCCUGAAGUGUCUCCAUAGCUGUUCUGUUGUUUCCACUGUCCAGAGGAGGAACCAUCCACUUAAAGAGAGUUUAGUCAUUGAAUUCUGUGAAAUUUGAGCCUUGGGUGUACCAGAUUUAAGGGGUGUCCAUAGUGGAUAUGGGGAAUGGGCUCUGUUCUGGGGCUGGUCCUUCUAGUGACAACAUCCUGGCCCCGCACCUCUCCCCUGCCUCCCCCAGCACCCUCCUGGCAAGAAUUUGACAAGCUCACCCCAGGCCUUCCUACCCAUUCUUGAGAUUUGGACAUUUCCCAGCCAGUGUGUGACCCUUUAAACAGUUUUGUUCAUUCCAGGCCUUGCUGGGAUGCAUGUGUGAGCAUGAACCUAGAGGUGUGUACAUGAGAGGGUAUCGAAAUCUGUGGGCUUGAGGUGAAUAAUGCUCCUGAUUUUUUCAGUCUGUUGACGGAUGAACAUAAGUAAAGGACCUUGGAACUGCAGCAAAGGGAGUGGCUUCCCAAUUGAGUGUACUGAAGGGCCUCUGAGGAGUGACAUUGGAGCUAAUUUUGGGAAACUUAGAGGUUUUAAAAAAUUUUCCCCAACUGGUUAUUUAAAAAAAUUUCCAACAUGCAGAAAAAUUGGAAGAAUAGUGCAGUAUAAUACAUUUGCCUAGAUUCAUUGGUUGUUAACAUUUUUCAUGUUAGCUUUUAUCUCUAUUUGUCCGUAUAUCUACAUAUAGACAUGUAUUUAUAUGUACAUAAAUCGUCUGUAAUCAAUACGUAUUUAUAUGUGCACACAUUUCCUUUUUUGUGGGACCAUGUAAAAAGUGACUUGCACCUCUCCCUUCUUCAACAUUGUCUCCUAUGGUUAAAGACAUUUUUCUACUUAAUCACAAUACCACCACUGGACCUAAGCAAAGUCAUAGUAAUAAAAUAAUAUUGUAUGUAC